This is a messenger RNA of Paramuricea clavata, 631 nucleotides long. Lineage: Eukaryota; Metazoa; Cnidaria; Anthozoa; Malacalcyonacea; Plexauridae. The record is from the annotation of a GenBank genome assembly.
AUGGACUCAGCUAUCAGUGUCACACAACUACCAGAUGCACCACCACCAAUAAUGUGCAAUCAGCAAGUAAGUUCCUUAAUUAUAAAUUAUAUUUUUGAAAAAAUUAUAAUCAUCUAUCAUAAGCAGGAGUAAAAGAAUCUGGUAUAAGACAUGGGAAGAAUGCAGUUAGACAUGUCUAACAUUACAUUGCAAUGCUGAUAGGCUGUUGUCUAUACAGUACGUAUAUUUACUUUUGUCUUAUACAACUCUAGCUGUUAUAUUUCACCUAUAGGCAUCCACUUCAAACGUCACAGCUAUAUCCCCUUCAGAAAAUACAGAGAUUUCACCAAAGAGAUUCAAACCUGAUUUUGUAAGUUGAUAACAAAUUUAUUUUUAACAAAAGUAAUGCAUCUGCCAUGUGAUUCCAUACAGUUCGUAUAAAACAAGUUCCUUUUAGAAUACGUAGUGCACCUUCAAUUCCAAUUUAAUUUCAUAAAUAACUAGUAAUUAAUAUUAUUGCAUAAUUUACAUGUAGAACAUAAGAUCAAUACUUGAAAAAUCCAUACCUGGAGAAAAUAUCCCGAAAGACUUGGGAAGUGGAAAUCUUUCAAGAAACAACAGACUAAAAAAUGGUUCAGAUUCUGGUAGCUGA